AGCGCCACGCGGAAGAGAGCGGCCCCGAGCAGUUCGCAUCCACCCGCCGCGCAGACAGGUCUCCCGCGCCGCCCCGCGACCCGCCCUCUGCAGCCUCCGGCAGCUCUGAAGUUUACGUAUCCUGUAAAUCUGAAGCCCGACGUUUUCGUCGCCUCCAGAAUGCUGUCCAGAUGCGCUUUCGCUGCUCUGUGCAUCGCUGUGAUCGCAACUCAAGGUUUUGCGUUUCCACAGGACGAUAAGAAAAACGAACUGGACAAUGUGAUUUCGGAGACGGACGACGCCGAGCCAGCGGCGGUGGUGGUGAGCAAGGCGAGCGAGGUGAGCGAGGAGGGCGACGCGAGCGAGGUGACGUCGCCGCCCGCGCCCACCACCCUCACCGUGGGCGUCACCUCCGAGGCGGCACCCUCCAGCACCGCGGCGUCGCCCGCCAAGGACCACGCCCCCUCCGCCUCCACGCCCCGGCCCAGCGCCGCCCACAACUUCUCCCGCCUCAUCGACGACAUCUUCCAGGUCAAAGCUGAAACUUGGUCCUCGGGAGGAGUGACACGGCGGGGGACGGACGGGGAGAGUGGGGGAGGUGGGCGGAGCGGGAUGGAGCGCCAACAAGUUGGAGCGCAGGCGAAGAUAGCAAAUGCGAAGUGGGCUGAAGCGUGA
This is a messenger RNA of Gryllus bimaculatus (two-spotted cricket), 654 nucleotides long. Lineage: Eukaryota; Metazoa; Arthropoda; Insecta; Orthoptera; Gryllidae. The record is from the annotation of a GenBank genome assembly.